AUAAAAAAAUCUAAUCUAAUAAUAUCUAAUUUAUUAUACAUAUAAGGAUUAAAAUAGUUCGAUAAAUAUAAAACGCUACGUGCCAUCCAGUUAUUAUUCGAUAAAGCGACAUAAGCACAAGUUAGAUUGCUGUAAUAUUUUUCCGGCAAUAUUUUUUGCGAUUGCUACAUAAUUCUGUAAUAAUUGAAUGAGAAUAUUUUUUAUAAGAAUGCUACCAAUUUUGACUUCCUGGACUAGUUCAGGGGGCGUUCUGAUUCUAAUUUCUUCACAAUGUCCAUUAAAAUAAUCGGACGUUGAACAUGACGUCAGAGCGAUAAAUUUAUACACAUGCAAUCACUAGGAUUGUAUUUUAUUGUAAAUCGAAAUUAAAUCAUAAAAACCUUGUUACACCUUAAUAUCGAAGAAAAUAAAAACGUUUAGUUUUAGCUGAAAUGGAGCGGAUAUUGGUUGUGAACUUUAUUUCUAUUCAUUUGAUAUUAACUAUUGUUCCAAUUACUCAAGAAAUGAAUUAUGAUACAAAUUUAGCAAAGGUUAUGAAAGAGAUGGACAUGGAAUACGGCGAAAAGUUGACAAGUGUUGAAGCCACUAUGUUAAAGGAUCCCGUAAAACUACGCCUUAAGGAGUCACAGGGAAAACUGUUGCAAGACCUCAAGAUUCCAAACGGGAGCUUUUCUCGAUUCCCUAAUAGUGAAAGCGGGGAAUCACUGAAAAAUUUUAUUCUUGAUCGGCAAGUUAUACCUCUCGAUCCCAAGAUUUUUAUCCAGAAAAUUCAUCAAUUGCCUGAUGAUAAAGCCAAAAAGGGGGAAUCGUUAAAAGGUCUAAAACAAAUAUUUACUGAUCUAGCGAUUAUAAGACCUACUCAAGCUAUAAAAAACAAGUUUUCCGGGAAAAUAAAUCAUUUGUCUGAUGGUAAACCAAUAUUCGUUGACAAAGUAAAUAACGAUGGAGGUGAACUUUUAGCGCUUUACCAAACAAGACACAGUCGUCCCGUCACGAGGUGCACCACAGCACAUCCUUUACCGAAGUUGAGUCCAUGGUUUUUACCUAGCAGUGAUGAAGACAACAAAACUAGGAGCGCCAUUGAUGAGGACGGAAACGAUCAAAAAAAUACCCAAAACAAAUAUUUUGCUCCGCCUGCAUGGGAACCGCCGAAAUUAUAUAUCGAUGAUGAAUAGACUGUGUUUUAUUAACAUACAGUAACCUGUAACCUACAAACAAUAGAAUGGAAUUAUGUAUAUCCCAAACAAGAUUUAAAGUCCCUCCAGCGAGUAAAGUCACUGACUUCAUAUGCCUGCGAUGUCAUAUUCUGCUCCAUCUUACCCCUCUGCUUUAUGAGCUCGAAGUGGAUUUAGAUUUAAGAUCAGGGCCCCAAUUCAAAUUCUAGGUUUCUGAGGGACUUGGUCUGUCGUCCGAUUAUGGGUCUCACGGCGGGGCCACAUUCGGUUCUAUGGAUGUGGUCCCUAUAUGAGGCAAGGAGGCCGACGCUCUUUACACUUCACGUGGCCACGCUACUGGCCGGCGGAAGCACGCGGUCGGUGUGGGAAGGAUAGCAACGCAUUGCCUUACGACACAAAAACGCGGAUGACGUAGCACGGCACUUUAGGUUUAGUCGGUAAGCGUGUAACACUACCCAUUUCCUCCCCCAGGGAGCCAUGAGGAUUCCCUAGCCUUACAAAAAAAGAACCCCAAUUCACUCAUCGGCAAUUGUAAAUAGCGGAA
Messenger RNA from Trichoplusia ni (cabbage looper), 1719 nucleotides. RefSeq lists its product as uncharacterized. The transcript is spliced from 16 exons. The record is from RefSeq and is a predicted model, not a curated record. The coding region runs from base 432 to 1175 and encodes 247 amino acids. Lineage: Eukaryota; Metazoa; Arthropoda; Insecta; Lepidoptera; Noctuidae.